This is a messenger RNA of Pichia kudriavzevii, 1311 nucleotides long. RefSeq lists its product as uncharacterized. Bases 1 to 1311 code for a protein of 436 amino acids. The record is from RefSeq and is a predicted model, not a curated record. Lineage: Eukaryota; Fungi; Ascomycota; Pichiomycetes; Pichiales; Pichiaceae. The transcript has a single exon.
AUGCCUAAAAAAUUGCGACAAAAACCAAAAAUAUGUUAUAGAUCGACAACAGUAUAUUGGUUGUGUUCAAAGAAUCUCACUACAAGCAUAACCAGUAUAAUGUUGUUGUUCAGACCUUUAGUGGGAAUUCGGAUGAAUUCCCUGACAGUAAAGGGGGCUUAUAAUUCUCUGGUCCUUCCAAACCCUGCAUAUAGAAAAUUCUCUGUUACUAGUUAUUACCUCAAUAAGAAUUUGAUUGACUCAAGAAACCACGAAAAGGAAGUUGUAUCUCAACAUGCAAGACAAGAAAUUCCAGCUGAAAUCUUCGAGAAGAAACAGGUCAUAUCAAGACGUAUCCCUGGCGAAACCCCGCAAGAGAAUGACUUGAAAUCUCGAUUUCCAGCAUCUCUACACUUUGAAAAAGAAGCGGUUCCAACAUUGUUACCACGUCCUGGAGUUCCUGCACCGAACAAAUAUCCAUUAGCACGGUUAUACGACGCUUUGACUAAGAAGACGGAACCAGAAUUGAUCUAUGAAGCGGAGCCACAUAAGCUGUACUUUGUUUUCUGUUAUGCGUUUGCUUUGUUAUUUAUGAUUUAUGGUUUGAAUGCAUUCCAUAUUGGAUCAGGACUCGCAUGGGACAUGUACGAAAAUAACGACCUAAAGCUAGCAGAGACACAGAAGAAGAUACAGCUGGUGAUGCAUCUAGGUAUAGUCACCGUAUUAUCGGCGAUGCCAUUUCUAGCAGGUAUCGCCUUUUUGUUUGUUCCGUCAAGAUUGGUAAGAAGAAUAUGGUAUCUGCCACCUGUUUCAUCAACUGGUAAAAUGAGACCGGAUGGUCAAGCUUUUGUCAAGUUUACUACCCAUCCUCUACUACCUAACCGGCCAACACCGGUUUACACAUUUCCAUUGGGCGAAUUACAGAAGAGUAUAACUGCCAAAAUUUACAGUGGUAAGGGCUUUUAUGGUACAAACGAUUCCUCGUUCUUCUUUUUUCUGAAAGAAAAAGGUAAAAGGAUUCCAUUCGUUGUCGAUAGAAAAGGUUUUUUUUGGGGAGAUGGUCGUGUUUUUGAUCUCUUAUUCAGUGACGAUCCAAUUGAGAAGGUUGAAAAUGCCAAAAAGAUUGACGAUAUAUAUGGUGAUAUGAUUCGAGAAAGGAAACAUAAGGAACAUGAAUUAAAGAAAGAAUUAGGUUUUGGUUGGAGGACAAAGGCGAGUGCCAAGUUGAUGAAGGAGGAUAUCCAAAAAUUAAGACAGUUGGUUUCUAACAAAAAUGUACCUACAGUCAAAAAUGAGGAGAAAGAGGACACUCAAAUCAAUAAAAAAUCGUAG